Molecule: messenger RNA, 162 nt
Organism: Trichoderma asperellum CBS 433.97
Lineage: Eukaryota; Fungi; Ascomycota; Sordariomycetes; Hypocreales; Hypocreaceae
Source: RefSeq, a predicted model, not a curated record
CUUGCUGGUCAAUUCACGCUAUGGGUUGCGUCACCGGAGGCUAAAUUUCUCAAGGGCAAGUUUGUCUGGGUCAACUGGGAUGUUGAUGAGCUUAAAGCUCGAGCUGAUGAGAUUGAAAAUUCUUGGCUCCUUGGAAUUCUGCUAAACGGGGUUGCCAUGUAA